UAAACAAACCAUGCGAAGUCGUUCGUUCCUUUUUUCGUUUACACCUCGCCGGCUUAUGCCUGCGACUUCAUCUGCUCAAAGUUUUAAAAAAGGUCGCAAAGUGUCUCAUGUGCUAUUUUUGCCAAAAUUCAAGGUGUUCGGAAUUAUUGAUUUAUUGGUGACUUAUCGACAAUUCGUACGUACGUUCAGCGAAUAAAAAACGAAAAUGGCAGCCGAUAAUGAAAUAAUUGUACAUGAAAGUAACGAGAUUAAGGACAAUGCAAUUGACGUCGGCGGUGCACUCGACAGGGUUAUCGAACAUGUUGGCGAACUGGGCUUAUAUCAGCGCCUGCUGUUUGUAUGUAUGCUGCCGUUCGGCAUGGUGUGGGCCUUCGUAUACAUGGGACAGAUAUUCAUCACCGCCACGCCACAGGAGCACUGGUGCAGAGUGCCAGAGUUGGCAGGCCUUAGCGUGGAACUCAGACGAACCCUCUCUAUCCCGGAAGCGGUCGAAGGCAACUACGACCACUGCAGGAUGUACGACGCCAACUGGACGCAGGUGCUACAGACCCUGAUGCCGCCGGAGCCUGGCACACCUACAGUGCCCUGUCAGCACGGCUGGGAGUUCCUCUUUGACGACAUACCUUACUCCACUGUAGUUAACGAACGGGAAUGGGUGUGCGAUCAAGCGAGCAAUGUACCGUGGUCUCAGACGAUAAACUUCGUCGGCUCCAUUUUCGGAGGGAUCAUCUGCGGCACGUUAGCAGACAAGUAUGGUCGACUUCCUGUUUUAAUUUUUGCAAAUAUCGUCGGCUGUCUGGGCGGUGUGGCGACCAUGUUUACGAACGGUUUCUGGGACUUUUCGAUGUGUCGUUUUAUAGUCGGCAUGUCCUGUGACAGCUGCUUCAUGAUCAUAUACAUUCUGGUAUUGGAAUACGUAGGUACUCGGUACCGCACCCUGGUGGCUAACAUGUCAAUAGCUCUGUACUUCGGCGGCGGAUGUCUUCUGCUGCCGUGGCUGGCGCUGUGGAUCUCCGACUGGCGUUACUUUGUGCUGGCCACCUCACUUCCCAUGCUACUAGCUGUGUUCACGCCUUUAAUAGUGCCUGAGAGUGCCAGGUGGCUAGUAUCAAAGGGUAAAGUAGAUGAUGCUGUAAAGCUUUUGAAAAGAUUCGAAAGAUUAAAUCAGACUAAAAUACCACAGCAAGUGAUGGAUGAUUUCAUUUUUGCUGGAAUAACUAACAACGAAAAAGAAGACAACAUCUUCACGCUACUGAGGACACCGUCUCUUCGUAAGAUGCUGGCACUGUUGGUGAUCACCUUCAGUGCGGUGGCGGUGAUAUUCGACGGCAUCAUCCGCAUGUCGGAGAACCUCGGCCUCGACCUCUUUAUCACUUUCGCUGUUACCUCCGCAUCGGAGAUACCGUCUAUUGGUAUACUGGUGUUUUUGUUAGACAGAUUUGGUCGACGUAAGCUAGUUUUUAUUCCAGUAAUGGUAUCAGGCAUUUUGUCUUUAAUAACUGCCUUCCUUCCUCGUGGCGUGGCUACAGUUUCCGUGGCGACGUUGGCGCGGUUCUUCAUCAACAUGGCGUACGGCGCCAUCAUCCAGUGGACACCAGAGCUGCUGCCGACAGCGACGCGGGCGUCCGGAGCCUCGCUCGUGCAUAUCAGCGCCUUUGGGGGACUUGUUGUCUCCCCUUUCAUUGUAUAUUCGGAACGUGCUUGGGAAGGUCUGCCGCUGAUCAUCAUUGCAGUGCUGGCGGUGAUAUCUGGCGCGGCGGCAUUGUUCCUGCCGGAGACAGCUGGACGCAGCAUGCCGCAGACCAUGGAGGACUGGCACCAACUUGCGGCCACCGCGCCCUGUCAUCAGAAACAAAGAGACACCGAGGCGUCCUCCGGUGUGCCGGUGAGCAGUUGACACCCGACCACGGAUCUCCUUCAAGCGCUCCACUUCAACUUUUAUUUACGAUACAAUAAAUCUAGUAAUAACUUC
This is a messenger RNA of Papilio xuthus (Asian swallowtail), 1972 nucleotides long. RefSeq names its product solute carrier family 22 member 3-like. The coding region runs from base 206 to 1897 and encodes 563 amino acids. Gene Ontology annotation, biological process: transmembrane transport. Gene Ontology annotation, cellular component: membrane. Gene Ontology annotation, molecular function: transmembrane transporter activity. Lineage: Eukaryota; Metazoa; Arthropoda; Insecta; Lepidoptera; Papilionidae. The record is from RefSeq and is a predicted model, not a curated record. The transcript is spliced from 13 exons.